This is a messenger RNA of Aspergillus pseudotamarii, 819 nucleotides long. RefSeq lists its product as uncharacterized. The record is from RefSeq and is a predicted model, not a curated record. The transcript has 6 exons. NCBI's taxonomy places the organism in Eukaryota, Fungi, Ascomycota, Eurotiomycetes, Eurotiales, Aspergillaceae. The coding region runs from base 1 to 819 and encodes 272 amino acids.
AUGGCAGCUGGCUUGUCUAAUAUACCAGCGGCCUUUGUCUUCACGACAGGGGUUGCCGCAUUACCUGUCCCCUCAUUAAUUGAAAAGAGCGUGUCUACCAACCGUUCGCGGGAAUGCAUGACGACCAUUGUGGAUCAGGUUCUGGCUUCAAUACUGGCCCACAGCCCAGACAGAUUGCCGCUCGCAUCAGUCUAUUAUGCAACCGAAAGCUCUGACCCAUCAGCACUCGGUAUGAUGACCCUUUGGCGUACCAUUACAAGCGCCGGUUCCCCUAGCCUGCUCGCGGUUGAUACGACAUCCGGCUCAGCGUACUUUGCGCUGGAUAUUAGCCAAGGAUUAGUCGAGAAUCAAAUCACUCAGCUCGGGCUAUACGUGACCCACUCUCAUGGGGUCCACGGAUUCUCUUUCUCGGCUGAGGAGCUGCCAGACAUCUAUGAGAGAUGGAUCGCAACAACAUUCAACCCAAACGGCACAUUAUCGGUUACCAUCGCGGAUGACUGCCAAUUCACCGAAGAGGGCUGGCGCAUGAUUGAACCGGGUCCAGAAAGGAAUGGUUCGACGACUCCGCGUUGGAGUUGUGGAAUCUUCGUUACCGGGGCUAUCACUCCUGGGAAGGUUUACUCCUAUGGCGAUAUCUUAGCCUUUAUUCCGGACGAUAUGCAAGACGCACAGGAAGGGCAAGACAAAUGGCUAGCAAAGACACUAGCUUCUGGCGAUCUGUCGCUGUUGUCCCCGACUGCAGCUACCGGUGAAACGUACAAAAACGCUUUUGAUAAAUGUUUACCACUGCCUGCACGUAUUUUGGGUCCUCCCAAAUAA